UGUCCCUCCCCCCUCACCCGGACAUGACACAGCCACUCAGACCUGCGAACUGAGCCGAUUUAAUCCGAUCCUCGCCGAGCUUAUCCGAUCGGCGGUGGGCGGAAUCCUCCGCGCGGAAGCUGCGAGCUCGCUAUAGGAUUGGGGCGCUGUAAAUUACGUAUCCCUGAAACGGCAGCCUUAACAUGCCGAACUUUCUUCAAGAUAUUCAGAGGAACAUACCUGAGAAAAAGGCCUCAGACCUAACCGAGAACCAUCUGAAGAAAUGGGGAUUGACAGGGAUCCACCUGAGAGCCUACCAGCUAGACGGGGUACGGUGGCUCACGCAGUGCCUGAAGAGCCAGACCGGCUGCAUCCUCGGGGAUGAGAUGGGCCUCGGCAAGACCUGUCAGACUAUUGCCCUGUUGCUGUACAUGAAAGGGAACCUGGGGCACAAGGGACCCUUUCUUGUGCUGAGUCCUCUCUCCGUCAAGGAGAACUGGAGGGAGGAGAUGGAGCGGUUUUCUCCUGGUUUAGUGGUGGUGUGUUACACUGGGGACAAGGAGGCCAGGGCAGAGCUGAGGCGGGAGCUAAUCCAAGGCAGGAGCUUCCAUGUGCUGCUCACCUCGUAUGAGCUGUGCUUAAAAGAUUCAUCGUUCUUGGAAAGGUGGCAGUGGAAAGUCCUGGUGGUGGAUGAGGCUCACAGGCUGAAGAACCAGAAUUCCCUGCUGCACAGAACUCUGACACAGUUCUCCAUUGGAUUCAAGGUGCUCCUGACAGGGACACCCAUCCAGAAUAAUCUUGCAGAGGUCUACUCCCUGCUCAGCUUCAUUCAGCCCAGCAUUUUUCCCGAGAAUGACACUGAUGAUUUUAUCAGCUCCUAUGCACAGGUGGAGGCUGAUCCCAAACUAGCCAGCGAGCUACACCGCAUCCUCCAGCCCUUCCUCCUCCGCAGGGUCAAGGCAGAGGUAGCCACCGAGCUUCCCAAGAAGACAGAGUUGGUGGUCUAUCACGGCAUGUCUGCCCUGCAGAAGAAAUACUACAGAGCCAUCCUCAUGAGGGACCUGGAUGCAUUUGAGGAUGAGCAGGGCAACAAGACUAGGUUACAGAACAUACUGAUGCAUCUGCGAAAGUGUGUCAGUCACCCUUACCUGUUUGACGGUGUGGAGCCUGAACCGUUCGAAAUGGGGGAACAUUUGGUAGAGGCCAGCGGGAAGCUUCACCUCCUGGACAGAAUGCUGGAGUCCCUGCACCAGGGGGGCCACCGUGUGUUGCUGUUCUCUCAGUUUACAAGGCUGCUGGACAUACUGCAGGAUUACAUGGAGUACAGAGAUUAUAGUUAUGAGCGCCUAGAUGGGUCUGUCCGUGGGGAGGAGAGGAACUUGGCUAUCAAGAACUUCAGCAACAGGAAUGUUUUCGUCUUCCUGCUCAGCACCAAAGCAGGGGGUGUUGGUAUGAACCUGACGGCCGCUGACACCGUGAUCUUCAUGGACAGCGACUUCAACCCACAGAACGACCUGCAGGCUGCCGCCCGAGCCCACAGGAUCGGCCAGACAAGGGCUGUGAAAGUGAUCCGGCUGCUGGCCAGAAAUACGGUGGAGGAGAUGGUGUACACGAGAGCGGUGUCCAAACUGCGUCUCACUGACACGGUCAUCGAGGAAGGCCGUUUCUCCCGUCUUAGCCAGGCCCAGUCUGCAGAUACCGGCCUCCAGGUGGGAAUACUGGCCCCGACUAGAACCUUUGGUUCCCUUUCCUUUGCCCUCCUUCUCACCCCACUAAAGGCCUACUGUGUGUCCCAGUUAAGUGAGAUUCUCAAAUUUGGGGUGGACAAGCUGCUGGCGUCAGAGGAGAGCUCAGUGCAAAAUGUGGACCUGGGACUCAUCCUGGGACGGACCGAGAACGGGCAGUGGGUCGAUGAUGAGGAGCCUAUGGAGACACGCGAGGAAGAGGAGGGGUCGGUCUCUGAAAGCCAAGUUCCAGAACACAUGUACGUCUACGAGGGAAGGGACUACUCCCGGGUCCCCAGCUCCGAGGACCAGAAGAGCUUCCAGUGCCUUCUGGACGAGCGGCUGGCAGUGGCGGAGAAGGAGGGGCGAGCUCUGCGCUGCAAGCCUGGGGUCUCCCUUUCUGGGCCCCUGAUGACUGCGAGUCGCAGGAAGAGGCCGCUGAGUGAGGUGGAGUUGGAGCUGAGGCGGCAAAAGCGGCAAGAGGCGGCUGGCAAGAAGGCCAAGCUGCGGGAGGACAGGAAGCGACUGCGGGAGGAGCAGCAGCGCAGGAGGAAGAUGGAGUGGUGGGAUUCGUGUGGCUACCGUUCCCUGUGCCUGCCUUCUGAUGACAGUGAAGAAGAUCAGGAUGAGGAGGAAGAUGUCGCCAGCAUUUUCUCUGUGGAUUCAGACCGGACUGACAUCCAUUACGUUCUAGGAGAUGUCACUCACCCCCACGCUGCCCAGCAGGACGCCAUAAUCGUGCACUGUGUUGAUGACUCUGGGCACUGGGGGCGUGGUGGGCUUUUCACGGCGCUGGAGGUCCGGUCGGAUCAGCCCCGAAAGCAGUACGAGCUGGCUGGAGAAAUGAAAGACCUGGAGCUGGGCCACGUACUGCUGUUCCCUAUUGAUGACAAGGAGUCCAGGAUGGAUGGGCAAGACCAAUUGGCACUCGUCAUAGCUCAGCAGAGAGACCGGUCCAACAACUUGUCAGGCAUCAGGCUCUCUGCCCUGGGGGACAGCUUGAAGAAGAUAUACAAGGUGGCCAAGCGGAACAAAGCUAGUGUCCACCUCCCCAGGAUUGGUCAUUCCACAAAAGGCUUCAACUGGUACGGCACGGAGAGGCUGAUCCGGAAGCACCUGGCCUCUAGGGGCGUCCCUACAUACAUAUACUACUACUCCCGAGUGUCCAAGCAGGUGCCCUCCACAUCACAUGUGCCCCCGUCACCUGCAACCCUGCCCUCCCCGAAUAGCCCACAUGGCGCAGAUGCUGCCAAGCACGACCAGGGUCCGAGCCCCCCCGCCCUAGCAGACUUCAUGCAUGGCAUCCAUGUCUUCUUUUACAAUAUCGCUGCCUCCUACAGGAAGAGCCUGGUACGACACCUCAUCGCAUGCGAUGGGGAUGUGCACGAGAUGAUGAGUUCGGAAGUCACGCACAUCGUGGCUGAGGUGGAGGGUCCUGUCCACAAACAGGAACUGCUGGACUUCCUGGACCAGCAUCCUCAAGCACUUCCUGUGCAGAUGACAUGGCUGGAGACCUGCUUCUCUGAGCAGAAGAGAGUCAGUGAGACUCACUUCCUCCUGGAGCUUUACUGACCUCUGACCACAGUGUAGGUUCUGCAGCGAUCUGGCACCCCUCACGUCCUCAGCUGACUGAAGCGUGAACGUCUCAGCAUGCGAGACUGGAGGACUGGGGAUGUUGAAUGGAAACAGCCUUGGAUAGCGGCCUCCACACACAAAAUAUACAUGGAUAUGCAUCCCCAAUUUUCUAUAUUUUAUAAGGAUGCUCAAACAGAAACAAGAUUUGACCAGAUGCUUAGUGGGAAUUAAUCCUUUUGGUCGAAUAAUGUAUAGCAUUGCCUGAGUUUGCUAGAUAAGCAGUCAUGGGAUAUUAAUCAUUGGCCUGUGACGACUGGAAUCUGCUCAUAUUCACAGCCAGGUAGUCUGACUGGGGGGGGACAGCCUGUUUACUCAUCCUGCAGACACCAGACAGUAACUGCACUUUGCUGUACUGCCCUCCUCUUAGGGAACAGCCUUUGUGAUUUAGUAAAAGAUUCUCAUCUAACGAAGCAUUUUGUUUGGACUUGAGAACUUUCAAAUGCUUCCUGCUUGCUAUCCACAGAGUAUUGAAAUAAAGACGAAAGUAUGGGUCAGUUUGUGGAAAUUGCCACAUAAA
Messenger RNA from Brienomyrus brachyistius, 3855 nucleotides. It is a transcript of the gene chd1l, whose product is annotated as chromodomain helicase DNA binding protein 1-like. Gene Ontology annotation, cellular component: nucleus. Bases 183 to 3275 code for a protein of 1030 amino acids. The record is from RefSeq and is a predicted model, not a curated record. The transcript has 24 exons. Gene Ontology annotation, molecular function: DNA helicase activity; ATP-dependent chromatin remodeler activity; ATP binding. Gene Ontology annotation, biological process: chromatin remodeling; DNA repair. Lineage: Eukaryota; Metazoa; Chordata; Actinopteri; Osteoglossiformes; Mormyridae.